Messenger RNA from Entamoeba invadens IP1, 504 nucleotides. RefSeq lists its product as hypothetical. The transcript is spliced from 3 exons. The record is from RefSeq and is a predicted model, not a curated record. The coding region runs from base 1 to 504 and encodes 167 amino acids. Lineage: Eukaryota; Evosea; Mastigamoebida; Endamoebidae.
AUGUGUAUUUCAUGUCCCUCUGGAUUUUAUUUGACAAGUGAACAUACAUGUAAAGAAAUGCUAUUGGCAGUGAUCUGUAAAGUUGGGUAUUACUACAUUUCAAAAGACUGUAAACAAUGUGACACAUCAUGCUAUUUCUGUUUAGACGACAAACAGUCAAAUGAAACAAUGUUGUGUCUUCCAUUCAACGAACUGACUCAAUUUUGUCUUAAAAAGACCAAAAAUGGGUGCGCCAGUUGUCAAACGGGAUAUUUCUUCUCAAACGGUCGAUGCUCAAAGUGUUUCGAAACUUGUUUAAAGUGCACUUCAAUGACUUAUUGUUCCGAGUGCUCCGACAAUUAUGUAAAUAUUGACUAUACGUGUCACCACCAUUCUAUAAUUCAAUAUUGCACAGCUGCAACAAAUGAUCGAUGUACUAAAUGUAAAUCUGGCAUGCAACUGAUGACAGUGGGUCUUUUUGCAAGACUGCAAAGUGCUAUGAUAUUAUAUUUGGGACAAUUGUAG